AUGCCAUUGUUGACGCUCACCCAUACCGUUUCGGGCCCGCCCUUGACCAUCAUGUUCUCUGUGUCUCCUUUAAUCAUGUCUUCUACCGUUCUCGUCCUUCCUCCCACCAGUAGCUCUCGCAGCAACCGCUGGGCCGAGGAGGAGCAAGAGGUUGAUCCUCCCCGCUACGCUCUCAAGGUUGAUCCAUUCCGACCUCAACCAUAUUCAGUUGCUCAUGUUGAUCCGAUCUGA
Paracoccidioides lutzii Pb01 is the source of this 231-nucleotide messenger RNA. RefSeq lists its product as hypothetical. The record is from RefSeq and is a predicted model, not a curated record. The transcript has 3 exons. Bases 1 to 231 code for a protein of 76 amino acids.